Austrofundulus limnaeus is the source of this 2280-nucleotide messenger RNA. RefSeq names its product zinc finger protein 367 (gene znf367). The transcript has 5 exons. The record is from RefSeq and is a predicted model, not a curated record. Gene Ontology annotation, molecular function: DNA-binding transcription factor activity, RNA polymerase II-specific; RNA polymerase II cis-regulatory region sequence-specific DNA binding. Bases 453 to 1379 code for a protein of 308 amino acids. Lineage: Eukaryota; Metazoa; Chordata; Actinopteri; Cyprinodontiformes; Rivulidae. Gene Ontology annotation, cellular component: chromatin; PcG protein complex; transcription regulator complex. Gene Ontology annotation, biological process: regulation of transcription by RNA polymerase II.
AUAUCUCUUUCCCGUUCUGUUAUUGGUUGGUGCGGUUGCUGGGUUUUGGCUGUAAGAACUUCUGCCAUUGGUUGUUGUGAUCACGUGGUGGCAGAUGGCCGCAGCCUGUUGGUUGGUGAACUGCUCAGGCGCGAUUUUGCAACGCGGGACGAAGCUUGUGUGUGGACUGGGCACAGGUAGUUCAAACGAGCCGCUGCGCCUGGAAGUAAACUAACUCUGCGUGGUUUUUCUCAUCUCCGUGACGUCUGCGGAUCACUUUGAAGCGAGGAGCGGAUAUUCCUUUUGUUCCUCGCUGGAAAUGAAGGACAUAUUUACCCCGGACUAAAAGGGCGCGCGCUUUUUUUAAAUGUAGUUUUUUUUCUCUCUCCGUGUUUUGUAAGUCUGCUAACUUACUGUACAGCUUUUGCGACCAAAAGAGGAAAAAAACCGCCUUGUAUUUCCUUCCAASCACAAUGACCGACAAGCAGCACCCGCAGGUGAUUUUCUGCAACGACUCACCCAAAAGAGUGCUGGUGUCCGUCAUCAAGACGACCCCGAUCAAGCCCAGCAAAGCGGAGCCCCUCAUGCCGACCAGCCCCGGUUUCAGCGACUUCAUGGUCUACCCGUGGAAAUGGGGGGAGAACGCCCACAACGUGAGCCUGAGCCCGGGCUCGGCGAGCGGGGCUGCGUCCCCCACCAGGACCCAGACGGCCGCUGAGGCGGACACGGCUUCGUCGCCUGACCAGAAGGAUGGGAUCCGCAGAGGCAGGCCACGAGCAGACACGGUCCGGGAACUGAUAAAUGAGGGCGAGACUUCAUCCAGCCGCAUACGGUGCAACAUCUGCAACCGAGUGUUCCCCAGAGAGAAGUCGCUGCAGGCCCAUAAGAGGACGCACACAGGAGAGAGACCCUAUCUGUGCGACUACCCGAACUGUGGGAAGGCGUUYGUCCAGAGCGGUCAGCUGAAGACCCACCAGCGCCUGCACACGGGGGAAAAACCCUUCGUCUGCUCAGAGAAAGGAUGUGGCAGUCGGUUCACACAUGCCAACCGUCACUGCCCCAAGCACCCUUUCUCUCGUCUGAAACGGGAAGAGCCGAAGGCGAGCCAGGGCAAGGCUCAGUCCGUGGACAACAAGGCUGUGGCAGAGUGGCUGGCGAAGUACUGGCAAACCCGCAAGCAGCGCGUCCCCACACCCAUCAAGGUGAUGUCGCAGGUCAAGGCGAGGGCCGAGGACCAGGAGCAGCAGGACCCCAUGGAGUUCCUCCAGUCCGAGGACGAGGAGGAGGUCAUGGAGGAGGAGAAGAGCAGCCUGGGGGCCAAGCGGCGCCUUCAGGAGCAGCGRGAGCGUCUCCACGGCGCUCUGGCUCUGAUCGAGCUGGCUAACAACCUGUCAGCCUGAACCCCCCACCUCCACCUCGAACUUCCCGUCCUUCAUCUCUAAAUCCGCCUUCCUGCCGUACCUGAAAGUUCUUCCUAAACGCAGAUCAGUGACUAGUUUUAGUUUACUCUGUAAAGUUGUGAAACAAGACUUGGAGAAAACAAGCUGAAUUGGCCUGAGACCAGUGUUAUCACGCACAGAAUCAUGCGUUGCCCCCUCCACAGCACCAGGAAAGGCACAAGCUAAAGCACCUUACUCAGCUUCCAUUUUAUCCCUUUCAGCUGCUAUUUUUUUGUAGGUUUGACAACAUGAAGAAUGUCUGGCUUUCCUCUUGUCUUUUGAAGGCAAAGAAAGAAUACCAAUUUUUUUAUUGUUUUUGUUUGCACUUUGGUAACGAGUUGGUUCCUCUUUUUGUUUUAAAGUAUGUUAAUAAGAGAGUGUGUAUAAGUGAUGUAUAUAUUAUGGAUUAAGCUCGGAUGGACAGAAUGAUACAGGGUGUGGUCAGAGGUAGGAAAUGCUUUCAGGGGGCUUCUCGUCGUGCGCCCAGGUUUCAUCUCUGCCGUUUUCAGGGCCGUUUUCCUCGCCGCUCAGGACAGCGGCGUUCGUAGAAACGAGUUCGGGAAGCGGAGUUGGUUUUCGCCUCACUGUUACACCUCGGCUUGGUGAGUCGGGGGUAAGAAGCAAUCAUUGCAAGCCUAAUCUAGGUGUUUGAUCAUGACGAAGUUCUUUGGAAAUGCUACAACUUUGACUUUUUUUUUUUAAAGGCCCCCGUCAUUCAUUUAUUUAUAUUCUGUGUUCUGGAUUCACUCAUAGUCACGUUCAUAGCCAGUUUUUUUUUCUCCUAUUCACGUUAGACUCGGUGCAGACGAUGUUCUAAAAUGAGUGUCGGCCAUCUUUUAUAUUAAAAGGCGACAGAUCUGAU